This is a messenger RNA of Talaromyces stipitatus ATCC 10500, 516 nucleotides long. RefSeq lists its product as uncharacterized. Lineage: Eukaryota; Fungi; Ascomycota; Eurotiomycetes; Eurotiales; Trichocomaceae. The transcript has 3 exons. Bases 1 to 516 code for a protein of 171 amino acids. The record is from RefSeq and is a predicted model, not a curated record.
AUGUCAAAGAAAGCCAAGCAGGCCACCAGCGGUGCCAACAUGGGUGAGAAUAUGUUUGGUCCACUUCUAGACCAGGCACUGCACGCAGCUGUCGACAAGGCAGUUAAAAAAGCACUGAAUGAAGUCCUCGAAAAAACUGUGGACCAAGCCGUCAAGAAGGUCGUGGAUGAAGCUGCACGGAAAGUUAUGCAAGAGGCCUUUAAACCUUCGUAUGCCAGGAAGUUACCACGUUUACCGAGGUCUUCCGACGAGGUCGAAGAAGUCGAAGAAACCGGCGUUACGCAGGAUGAGUCAUUGAAGACCCCUGCACAAAGCAGUAUUGAAGAUGACGAUGAAGACUCCUGUGAAAGCAUCAGCGAAAGUGAGGAGCCAUCAAAGGGAAGCUUUCGACCAGGCUGCGAGUAUCAUACCGCCAUCCUAAUAAAGGUUGGCUAUUGUGCACUCGAAGUCAGAAAGGACCAUCACCUCUUCGUCGCCGAAUACUAUCCCUACACCGAAUCCAGGUUCAACCACUGA